This is a messenger RNA of Lepidothrix coronata (blue-crowned manakin), 475 nucleotides long. Its product is annotated as dystrophin-like. The annotation marks the transcript as partial. The record is from RefSeq and is a predicted model, not a curated record. Gene Ontology annotation, biological process: synaptic signaling. Gene Ontology annotation, cellular component: plasma membrane. NCBI's taxonomy places the organism in Eukaryota, Metazoa, Chordata, Aves, Passeriformes, Pipridae. Gene Ontology annotation, molecular function: protein binding. The transcript has 5 exons.
CAAGCCUAAUUCAGCAAAAGCCACUGGAGCAGCAAAGUUGGGAUACACUUUGCCAAGAAAUAUUUUGCUGUUGUUUUCUUUUUCCUCUGUUUUGUGGAGAGAUUUCAUGUCUGCUCACAUGCUUUGGUAUGAGGAAGUGGAAGAUGAUUAUGAACGGGAAGAUGUUCAAAAGAAAACUUUCACAAAAUGGAUAAAUGCACAGUUUGCUAAGUUUGGAAGACGUUACAUUGAAGACCUUUUUAAUGAUUUUCGAGAUGGACGAAGACUUCUGGAGCUCCUGGAAUGCCUUACAGGCCAAAAAAUUGCAAAAGAAAAGGGCUCCACAAGAGUUCAUGCUCUGAACAAUGUCAACAAAGCACUCCAGGUUUUGCAGAGAAAUAACGUUGAUUUGGUAAAUAUAGGGAGCUCAGACAUUGUGGAUGGAAAUCAUAAGCUGACCCUUGGUUUGAUCUGGAAUAUAAUCCUCCACUGGCAG